AUGCUUAUUAUUAGAUUGGGCCAAAACCCAUUUAAACUACCUCAUUGGCUAGCAAUUAAGGGAUAUCUAAUAUCUUGCUUCCAUAAGUGUCAGUUAAAAUCAUCUGUUCUACGAUGGUUUAAUGACUAAGAAGAAUAUUUAACUGAGAGAAACUAUUAUAUAAAGUAUUCCAAGCAGUAAUAAGAUAAGUACUAAAUAUAUAUAACUUCUGGAGUGGUUGAGGCAAAAUUGUUUUAUAUUGCCUUUAAAAUGCUUGGUUUGUCACUAAAAUCUCAACUUAAAAUGAGAUAGCAGCAAAUUAGCUACAAUAAGAUAAUUGAAUUAGGACUUGCCCUCGUAAAUUACAUUGUUUAAUUCUUUAUAUAGUUAGAUCAGAUUGAAUUGGUUCAUAAAGUGGGAUAUGUACACAAGGAUAUAAAGCCUGAAAACAUCUUAUUUAACUAAACUAAUUAUUAAAGAAUCAACUAUUCUUAAGUAACUCUUAUUGAUUAUGGCAUUUCAAAAGAAUAUUUGGAUAUUGGAGGAAAGCAUAUAAUAAACAAGAAAAUAGACCACUUUACGGGGAAUUUGUAUUUUAGCAAUUCAUCUAGAAGAGAUGAUAUAAUUUCCUUAUUUUACUUACUGAUCUACUUGAGUAGGGGAACAUUACCAUGGAUAGGUUGUAUUACUCCACCCUUGAAUUAAGAGAAAUAUAACCAAAUAAUAUCCUUGAAAGAAUAGCAUUUCCAAUAAGCUCAAGUCAAUAGCCAUAAUUGCCCUCUUGCUAAAUUAUUAGUUAAAAGUUAAGGUAUCAAGUUUAGUGAGGACCCUGACUACAAUUAUUUAAGGAAAAAAUUAAUUCAAAUUCUGGUGGUUGAGGAUUAGAAAUACCACCAUUAGAGAGCACAUACAACAGUAGAUCUUUCAAAUAUAUUGAGUCAAAAUUCUAAAAAGACAGAGUUCACCUGCUCUCUAAACAUAGAUAUAGUUAACGUAAUUGGAUGGAAAUUGCUCAAGAUAGUCCAUUUCCCCAGAGAUUUAACCAUCGUUUUAACAAAAGUUAGAAUAGAUACUUUGAAUGAUUGCUAGAGUUGUCUUAAAAUACAACCUAUUGCUAUGAGUGGUUGCUUAGAAGUUAAAAGAUUAAAAAGAACAUCUUCAAUGAAGUUACCCAUUGAAUUAAAUAAUGAAGUUGAUAUAGAAUAAAUGAAUCAAAAUUCAGCUCUGAUUGAUGAUGAAUUGGAUUACUUAGAUAUUGCUGAUGAAGAAAUAACCCAAGACUCACCAAUAAGCGAACUACAUGAAAAAUACAUUUACAAUAGCAAUGAAAUUUCCAAAAUUUGUAGUAAGAUAAAUAAAAAUUCAAUGAUGCUCUGA
Molecule: messenger RNA, 1356 nt
Organism: Stylonychia lemnae
Lineage: Eukaryota; Ciliophora; Spirotrichea; Sporadotrichida; Oxytrichidae
Source: the annotation of a GenBank genome assembly